AUGGCUGAGACAACAACACAAAGACCCCUUCGGGUCGCCAUUGUGGGGGCUGGUAUCGCGGGCCUGACAACCGCCAAGUCCCUCCGCCACUUCUACCCAAAGAAGGCAGUUGACAUCAAGAUCUAUGAGAAAGCCACCAAGCUCAGCGAGGUCGGCGCCAGCAUCGGUAUCCACACCAGCGGGCUCAAGAUUCUCGACAAGCUCGGAGUCCAUGAGGCGCUGGACGAGUCCAUCUGCAUCCGCCAGUCCAGCGGCUCGCCCAUAGCGUUCCGACACUGGCUUACUGAUGAAAUCCUUGGAAUGCAAGACAGCAAGGUGGAGGGCGGCGUGGAGGAGAAGUACCGACCGGCGAGAUUCCACCGUGCUCAUCUGCAGCAGGUGCUUAUCGACGCUCUUCCAGAGGACGUUGAGUUGCGACUGGCGACCAAGCUCUCUGGGACGAGUGUCACUCCCGGCAGCGACGAUCCUGUGACUCUGUCAUUUGAAGACGGCAGCAGCGAGGCAGCGGAUCUGUUGAUUGCGGGAGACGGGGUGUACUCCAAGAUCAGGAGCACCUACGCUCCUGAUGCCGAAGUGAAGUGGCUGGGCAUGAUUGCCUUCAGGGCCGCGUUCGAGGCUUCCUUGGUCAAGGACAUCGAGGGUCUGCCUGCCGAUGCUGUCCGCUGGAGCGGCCCAGAUGAUAGAAACUUCGUUUCAGGAAGACUAGGCAAGGGCAAGUAUGCCAUUGUGGCACUGCACAACGUCGACCCCAACGACCCGAGGGACCCCUUCUGCAGCGCGGAGUGGGACCAAACGAGCAACCUGGAGCUCUUCAGUAGCCUUUACGGGGACUGGAACCCAAUCGUCCAAGGCGUAGCAAACGCAGCCCCCUACAUCAAGACCUAUCCCAUGUGCGCCGUCACGCCCCUCGACUCCUUCAUCUUCGACGGCCACGUCGCCCUCCUCGGCGACGCAGCCCACGCUCACGGCGGUGGCGUCGCAAUCGGCGGCUCCCUUGCCAUCAACGACGCCUACGCCUUCGCCCUCGCCCUGACCCACGUCUGGCCUCCUGCUGGAACCACCUCGACCUCGGCCCCGAAGCCCAGCCCAGAGCAGCUGGACAGGGUUCUGAAGCUGUACGACGAGACGAGGAGGCCGCUUGUCAACAGGCUCUUGGGCGGCGUCCACGCACUGGCGCAGAAGAGGCGGUGGAUGGCGCAGAAGAAGACGCUGGAUGGCAAGGGGGAGACGGACGAGCUGCUGCGGGCUAGGAUCGCAAACAGGCCGGACUUGAGCUGGCUGACGGAGCAUGACGUCGAGGCGGAGUUUGAGAAGGUCGUCGCCCGCGUUGAAGCCGUUUGA
Diaporthe amygdali is the source of this 1341-nucleotide messenger RNA. RefSeq names its product salicylate variant. Bases 1 to 1341 code for a protein of 446 amino acids. Lineage: Eukaryota; Fungi; Ascomycota; Sordariomycetes; Diaporthales; Diaporthaceae. Gene Ontology annotation, molecular function: FAD binding; monooxygenase activity. The record is from RefSeq and is a predicted model, not a curated record. The transcript has 3 exons.